Candidozyma auris is the source of this 1506-nucleotide messenger RNA. RefSeq names its product kinase-regulated stress-responsive transcription factor (gene SKN7). The coding region runs from base 1 to 1506 and encodes 501 amino acids. The record is from RefSeq and is a predicted model, not a curated record. Gene Ontology annotation, molecular function: DNA-binding transcription factor activity; sequence-specific DNA binding; phosphorelay response regulator activity. The transcript has a single exon. Gene Ontology annotation, biological process: regulation of DNA-templated transcription; phosphorelay signal transduction system. NCBI's taxonomy places the organism in Eukaryota, Fungi, Ascomycota, Pichiomycetes, Serinales, Metschnikowiaceae.
AUGUCGUCGAGAAAAGAUGAGCCUGCUCUGGGGGGCCUGAAUGAUUUCGUCAAGAAGCUCUUUCAAAUGCUCCUGGAGGACAAGUACGUGAACGUGGUAAGGUGGACGGCCAACGGGAACAGUUUUGUGGUCUUGGACACCAACGAAUUCACCAAGGAGAUACUACCGCGUCACUUCAAGCACUCGAACUUUGCGUCCUUUGUGAGGCAGUUGAAUAAGUACGAUUUUCACAAGGUGAAAAUUUCAAACGAGGAGAAACAGCACUACGAGUAUGGCGACGAUGCGUGGGAGUUCCAGCACCCCGAGUUCCGUAAAGACGAUGUGAACGCUUUGGAAAAUAUCAGAAGAAAAGCACCUACAAAGAAGGAACCCGCGUACGAGGCAAAUCCACAUUACGAUCAGCAGAUCUCCCUGAUAAAACUGGAGUUGGCCCAGUUGCGCGAGGAAAAUAGGUCCAUGAGCUCAAAGUAUAAGGCUGUCUUGGAAGGUGUGGUCACUCUCCGCACAUUUAACGAGAGACAAUUCAGGUCAAUCGGCACCUUGAUCAAUGCGUUGAACGAUGCUGGCAUCAAAAUCCCUCCAUUGGACCUACCCAACCCUAGUCUCAUGAAUAUGGCUCUGCCUCCGGCCGCUGGCAACGCUCCGCAGACGCAGGGUUCUCCACAACAGCCACAUCCAUCGGGCGAAAGAACGAUAAAACAGGAACCACAGCAUUCCGUGAACCACCUGCGAUCAGGCCUGGGUUCGGUUCCCGACUACGACUAUAACUCGCAAGUCCACCAGGCCACGCCGAACAACCGUGCCACAACCCAUUCCAGACAUCCCAGUCUUGGAAAUCACGUCAAUCACAACAGACAUCCCUCGUCUACGCUGCCGUUAGGUGGAGAGAUUGUUGGCCCUGUUUCCACGGCAACGAUAUCCAAUCCAAAAUUCCAUGUAUUGCUAGUCGAGGACGACAAUGUGUGCAUCCAGUUGUGCCGUAAAUUCUUGAUGAAGUAUGGAUGUCAGGUAACCGUGGUGACGGACGGGCUCAAUGCCAUAUCUACAGUUGAGCAAACUAAAUACGAUCUUGUUCUUAUGGACAUUGUUAUGCCCAACUUGGACGGUGCCACUGCAACUAAUAUCAUUCGUUCUUUCGACACAAGAACACCGAUUAUCGCUAUGACUGCAAACAUCCAGGAUGCAGAUUUGGUGAACUACCUACAAAACGGUAUGUCCGACAUCUUGGCCAAACCAUUCACAAAGGACGAUCUCUACGCCAUCUUGACCAAACACCUAAUGUCAGCCUCGACGGCUGCCGAGUACGAAAAUAACAGCACCGAAAUGCGUACUCUACCGUUGGACAAUACCACGCCUGCCAUGGAACAACCACUUAAUAUGGAACAGCCUGUAGGCAUGGCGCAGCAGAUGCCUCAACAGGGAAUGGCAGAGCCUCCUAUGAACCAGCAAAUCACAGACUCAAUGGAAGCUGUUGACCAGCAGGCAAAAAGGCAACGAACUCGCUAA